Messenger RNA from Ictalurus punctatus (channel catfish), 1903 nucleotides. Its product is annotated as homeobox protein 4. Bases 477 to 1205 code for a protein of 242 amino acids. NCBI's taxonomy places the organism in Eukaryota, Metazoa, Chordata, Actinopteri, Siluriformes, Ictaluridae. The record is from RefSeq and is a predicted model, not a curated record. The transcript is spliced from 5 exons.
UAGGAGGUCGGAGGUGAACACACCACACACACUUUUCUUCCCAAGACUGUAGUAGUCUGACGCCGCGCUUUAUUUGGUUGCCAACAGGCGGCCCAGUUUAAAAGCGCGAGGUUCCCCCUGGUCUCCAGGACAACCAGCAAACGCUAGCGGAAUUUAUCACGACUUCACCAGCACGCACACGAGAUCACCGCUCCUGCUCUCGAGCUGUCCUGAGACAGGAGUUUCCAUCCUUCCUAAAGGCUUCACACAGGAUACUGCUUCCAGUCAGAAAAGCCGGACUUCUCGUUUAACGCUUUCCUGCUUCCGUUCACGCGACGUCACGAGUUUAACACACCGGCGCUGUGUCGUGACAUGACGCGCAGAGUAACCGCUUCUGGCUGCUUAUGGCGCAGGAGAGAGUGAAAUCUAUAUAACCUGGGCGAUUCUGUGCAAUGAGACAGCCUGAUCCGAGUUAAAGGAGCCCGCACUGAUCAGAGAUGUUCACCACAGCUUCUCUAAAUGUCUCCUCUAUUUCCCCGACUGCUUCCCCGACGGAUCAGCUCUCAGAAGUUAUGAUUGCAUUAUCUUGUCUGGUGGUUGUUGUCCUGGUUAUUCUGGUGGGGUCUGCCAUCUACCGUAGGGAAACAUUCUGCUGUAAAUCCCGGGCUUAUCAAGACUCACAUGCUGACUUGGAGCCUUCCUCUCAGCACUACAGCAGCCGGCAGACUUUGGUGGGCUCACCUUGCACUGAUUUAACCCAAGACCUUGAAAGCCUUGAUAGCAUCAACCCUCAGUCAGGGCAGUUGUUCUACGUGGGCAUGCCCAGCACAUAUUGCCUCCCACCUAUGGACUCGUCCCUGCCUCAUCUGCCUUCCUAUGAGAGCGUGCGUAAGAAGGACAGACAGCGGCAGAUUCACAUGAUGAUUGCAGACCGCUUUGGUCUGAGUGGACCCGUCGUAGCAGAGGAUCCACCCACAUAUGAGGAGAGCGUUCGCCAAUCUCUUCAGUCACUUCAUUCCUUAGACCCCCCUUCUGACACCAUACCACCAUUGCCGAUGCCACAAGUUGUUCUCUCUCAGCCUAUGGAUGCCUUGCCUCAAUAUGAGGAACUACCUCACACUACUACCUCACCAGUUAAUAAUAAUAAUAAUAAUAACAACAACAACAACAACAACAACAACAACAAUAACAGUAGUAAUGACCCACAUCACAGGGAUUCGGAUUAAUGGAGGAGAAUUACACUGUUCUAGUCUCUCCAGUGACACUGAUGAACAAUAGAAAAAUCAUUGUUGUUUUCAAAAAAAAGUCUACGCGGACUAUGGCAAUAUUUGAUUAAGCUGGUGCAGCUCAAAGGCCAAAGAAGUGAAGAAGAAGAAGAAGCCUUUACACAAGAACAGUAACACAAACACAGAGCCACGAGGAAAAUUCCACCAGUAUUCAGGAAAAACCAUUCAAGCACACUAAACAUGUCUGUGUGUUUGAAGCACACCCUACAGACUAGAGCAUUGUUUAUCAAUGACUCCUGACACCUUGUCAUGAGAAAACAAGGGAUUUAAUUGCAGCUUCUUGCAGACUUAAGAGAAACAGACAGACAAUGACAGACAACCAUGAUUCAGCCUUAAUAAACGUGACUAUACUUUCUCAGGUAACUUUUAGAUGGAGAUUUAUUAGAGAGAGACGAUUGAUAUUGUUUCUUUUUCAUUGUUUCUUUGUAUAUUGUCUUUUUAUAUGUGUAUAUAUUCUAACUUUUUUCCUGACUCCUUGUAAUGGUAGUUGUCUUCUAUUUCUUUUUUUUACAUUACUGCUGACUUAGUACUAUGACAUACACAUGCACUACUGUUGUGCCCUCUUAAAUAAGAGCUAGAUGUUUUCAGGGAACAUGUCUUAGCUCAAGAAAUUGAGUAAAUAAAACAAGAUGUGCUGA